AUGCCUCCCGUCCAGCCGUCCGCCAGCGGGAGGCAGCAGGGGGCCAGGCUGGGCUGGCUGGCCCUCCAUGAAGUAGCAUUUCACGACGCACAACCUCCCUGCCUCUCCCUCUGCCCUGACCCCACCUUCCCCUCGUCCUGCCCCAGGGUGGGACGGAAGAGCUGGAUGAAGGCAGCCAGUGUACCCCUCUCACGGCCCCCCUCGAAGGCCUCCACUCUCCCCUGGGCUCCCCUUGCCUAA
Messenger RNA from Rangifer tarandus platyrhynchus (Svalbard reindeer), 240 nucleotides. NCBI's taxonomy places the organism in Eukaryota, Metazoa, Chordata, Mammalia, Artiodactyla, Cervidae. The record is from the annotation of a GenBank genome assembly.